AUGUCAUUUUCGAAGCGAGUGCAGGUGUGGGCUUUAAGUUUUGUUGAUGACUUCAUGGACCGAUUCCAACCCAGGUCGACGCUUUUUUUGUGUGGGAUGUAUAAGGUACAGGGUUAUAAAAGGUGUAGCCAUUUUAUUUGGUAUGACGAUGAAAUAUCUUCAAGAGCUAAGGAGAUUAUCAAUACACUACAAAAAAAGUUAGAUCAAGAAAGGGCAAAAGUGGAUGAAGCUAAUAUCAAAGUACCUGAAGUAAAGACAAAGUUGAAUUCAAUAAACUUAAUGAUGAAAUUCUCUGUUUUAAUAACAUUUGUUUUGGCAAUAGGAUUAGUGUUAUCAACUGUAAUGAAGUAG
Messenger RNA from Vicia faba (fava bean), 351 nucleotides. NCBI's taxonomy places the organism in Eukaryota, Viridiplantae, Streptophyta, Magnoliopsida, Fabales, Fabaceae. The record is from the annotation of a GenBank genome assembly.